This is a messenger RNA of Miscanthus lutarioriparius, 2502 nucleotides long. The record is from the annotation of a GenBank genome assembly. Lineage: Eukaryota; Viridiplantae; Streptophyta; Magnoliopsida; Poales; Poaceae.
AUGGAGGCGGCCGCCUCCAGCCUCUCGACGCUGCUCUCCACCUUGCUUGUAGACGGGCCCUGGACGCCGCCGGGAACCUGGGAGUCGGUCGUCCCUGCGAGCGGCGCCGCUCGCGUCUCAGACUUCGGAGCCCGUCCCCUGCAGCCGAUCUACGAGCUCGCAUCGGUUACUGAUGAUGCUUUGGUUCAUCUGGCCUUGCAUGCGCUGUAUGGUGUCAAAUCGUCGUUAGAUGAGAUUGAGGAGCUUUCAGCGCUGUUCUCCUCAAAUCCAGCUGACAGGACUUCUAACCGUGUCACAAAUGUGUGGUUUCGUUCCUCGAGCACCACAUCCGUGGGUAGUAUUCUCAAAUCUUUACGCUCUACGGGUCUUGCGGUCUUCUUCCUUCACAAGUUUGUGCACUUUUACCUUUUCCAAAGUCAAGAAAUGAAUUGUGCAAGUAGAGAAGUUCACGGACAGGAAGAUUCUGAUGAUAAAGACAUUGAGCAGCAUCGGCCUUACAGUCUAGUAAACCAAGCAUUUGCAGCAGCAGUUAAUAAGGUCCUCGAAGGCUAUUUCUGUUCCUUGAAUACUUUACCAGCAUCAAUUAGGCUUAGGCGUUCAGCGGGCCAGUCUGGCAUACCUUCCAAGAUUUCAGAUGGAAUGAGUUGUAAUUCCACUUCAGAAGUCACUCUUCUGGAAAUUUAUCGACACACCGAGGAGUUAAGAAGGCAUGUUAAAUCCCUUGGAAAUAUUUGUUUCCCUAAGUUUGCAGGUGUUACAUUGUGCCAGGAGGGUUUGAAUACUGAUGCAAAUGUGGAGUUUGAGAAUUUCCCACGGGGCACCGAUUUGCUUUCCUAUUUGUAUGUCCAUAUUCGUGAUGCUGAUCCAGUUCACUAUGGUCUUCUGAGGUAUCUUUUCAUUCGUUCCUGUGAGCCAUACUUUAACUUCAUUAAGUCAUGGAUUUACCGAGCUUCUGUUGAUGACCCAUAUGAGGAAUUUCUCAUUACACAAACUGAAAAUAAGGGUGCUCAAGGAGUCUCUUCUGACGUAACAGCUGAGUUUACCCUCUUCCCCUUAAAGGGAAGAAAUCAUGUAUCUGCUCCAUGUUUUCUAAAGGAGAUAUGCCAUCCUCUUUUGCGUACUGGGCAGCAGCUUCAAGUGCUCAUGAACCUUCUAAAGUCGUGCAAUCUGUCUGCUACUGGAGGGGAUGCUUAUCCCUCUCGUAAUAUCAUUCAUAUGGAGGGGGUUCUCCCGUGGUUUGAUACACCAAUUGAGUCUUCAAUGAAUUCAUUUACGUUCUCAAAAAGCAGCGUGGAGGCAGUAACAUGCAAAAGGAAUGCUAUGUACAAGUCGAUGACGGAGAAGCUCCAACAUUUUUUCUCUAAUGUUGAGGUGAUUCCUUUCGAUACUGCAUCAAACUUCCUACAUAAAAGGACGGACCUUCUGGAUACAUCAGUUUCAGAUGCUGAGCUGUUCUAUGGGGACAGCGACGCUGCACUACCUUGCAAUAUGGCUGCAGAUGAAAAAGAUCAUGAUGCUUCUUUGAAUUCCGAAGAAUCUUCAGAUAAAGAGGAUCCCUUGGAAUCUUCAGAGUGCUCUUCUUAUACCUCUAUGGAUGACACAGAAGUUGAGAGUUCUACAGCUUGUGAAAAUUUGUCUAGUUCCAUGUUCUCAUUAUACUGUACAAGCACAGAUGAAGCAAAAUGUUCCUUGGUAACCAGGAAGCUGCUUUCGUCCCAAGCCAGUUCAGUUCACCACGGAAUAAGUUGUGCAAUCCCUAUUGAUGAGUGUGAGAAAGAUGAAAGCUUGAGUUGCCAACAUGUUCCUGUGCACUCACAGAAUACUAAGCAUACUGCAUUGCCUGAUGGUUUAGAACUGGAUUAUCAGUAUAGUCAGUUUUCCCCGUUUCACAGGUUUAUGAAGAGAACCAGUUCCUCAUCUGAAAACAUUGAUUCAGUUGGGGAGUUCUUAUAUACUGAUCAUAAAAGGUCAGUAGAGAAAGUAUCACAUGGUAAUGCAGUUUAUCCAUUACAUUCUGAAUCAGGGCCUACUAAACUAUCAAACAGUAAAAACAAUGGGAAGUUUGGUAAUAUAAAUCAGCCAUGGAAUACCAGUAUUCCUUACAAUCUCAGUUUGAACCCCAUACUGAAGAAUGCAGCUUGUUACCGUAUGGAGAGUGACGUGCAACAGAAAAGCAAGAACCAAUCACUUGCCAGCUUUGAUUUUGAGUCAGUCAUGGAUCCAUGUGAAGUAUAUUGUGCAAGGAGCCCAUCCUGCCUUGAUGAGUCUAUAAAUGGAGCAGCAACAGUUGUACAUCCUAGUACUCAGCCUUAUGAACAGCCUGAUUGUUCUACCAAGCUUCUUCAAGCUCAUACAAGAAGUCAGGCAUCCCUUAGUUCCUCAGGAGAAAUGUCAACAAGAGACAAUCUCCAGAAAAAUGCUUCUGGUGGGGCAUUAUGGGAGAUAUCAUUAUUAUAUAAUGAUAAAUCAAAAGAAAAACCAGUUGUGGACUUUAGUUCAUAG